Fusarium coffeatum is the source of this 1581-nucleotide messenger RNA. RefSeq lists its product as uncharacterized. Bases 1 to 1581 code for a protein of 526 amino acids. The transcript has a single exon. The record is from RefSeq and is a predicted model, not a curated record. NCBI's taxonomy places the organism in Eukaryota, Fungi, Ascomycota, Sordariomycetes, Hypocreales, Nectriaceae.
AUGACUGUCCUAUCUCUUGUCACAGUGGCUUUGGCCCUUUCUUCGCCGGCCAUGGCUAUGCCCCGUCCUCAGCUCGACAACGGACCUAGCACAGAAACCCCUGGUGCUGGUUUGGGCGGUCUCAUCCCUACUGCCAUCGCUGGUCCCCCUUCCGCUACUGAGGCUCCCGGCGGUGGUCUGGGCGGUCUUAUUCCUAGUGCUGCCCCGACUGCUGCCCCUGGUGCUGGUAAUGACGCUCUAAUGGAUACGAUCGGCAAACUCCUCAGCAUGCUGCCUGAGCUUUUGGGAGGUGGUGCAAACGGUAACGCUCCCGGUGCUGCCCCGACUGACGCCCCAGCUGGCGCCUUGCCUGGAGCCGGCGAAAACACUGCCGUUGCUCCUCCUGCCAGUACCCCAAGCAGCGGCGCUGCUAGAGGCAAUGAAUCUCCUCUUCUGACCCCAGGCCGAAACAACAACGCUGGCGGCGGUAUUCCUACUUUCGUUGCCGGACCUGGACAGGGUUUUGGAGAGAGUAGCAAUUCUGAUGCUCCUGCGGCGACCGAUGGUGCUGGCAACAACAACUCUGGUGGUCUUCCCGACUUUGGCAACGGGGGAAGCGAUGCUCCUACUCUCGUUCCUUCUCCUGGCAGUGGUCUUGACGGCCCUGGCACUGCCCCUGGUGCUGUUAUUCCUACUUUUGUUGCUGGCCCCGGCCAAGGCUUCGGAAAUGGCGAUACUCCUACACCCGGAAGCGGCGCAAGCAACGACAACGAUAACAACAACAACACUCCCACACCUGGAACAGGCGCAGGCAACGGCGACAACAACUCUUCCGACGCCCCCGAGACUCCCAUUCAAACACCCGGUAGCGGCAGCGGAACACAGCCUACUGGUGACUUGGCCGCGCCCAGUGGUCCUAUUCCCACCUUUGUUGCUGGACCCGGUAAUGGCUUUGGAGAGGGUGGCAACGCCCCUACCACACCUGGAUCCGGCGCAGGUAACGGUACCGAUAGCUCUUCUAGCGUCCCAGAGACCCCCAUUCAAACACCUGGAUCCGGCGCAGGUAACGGCAACGACAACUCCUCUGAAGCCCCUGAGGCCCCUACCCAAACGCCUGGCAGCGGCAGCGGAACUCAGCCUACUGGUGACUUGGCCGCGCCCAGUGGUGCUAUCCCUACUUUUGUUGCCGGUCCUGGCAAUGGCUUCGGCGGUGGUAACGAUGGCGGCAACGACAACGACAACAACGAUCCUCAGACUCCUGGUGGCGGCAAUGGUAACGACGACUCCAACGACGCUCCCCAAACCCCCGGUAGAGGAACUCAGCCCGGCGGUGCUAUUCCUACUUUCGUUGCUGCCCCCGGUAACGGCUUCGGUGGCGGCAAUGGCAACGGCGACUCCAACGCUCCCCAGACUCCUGGUAACGGUUUCGGCGGCGGCAACGAUGCUCCUCAGGCUCCCGGUGGUGGCCUCGGUGGUCUCCUACCUGGACAGGCCAGCCAGAGUGGUCCCGACAUUCCCACUUUCGUUGCUGGCCCUGGCAAGGGCUUCGGCAGCCAGAGCAAGAACAGCGGCUUCGAGAGGCGCGUUCGUCGCUCUUCCUAA